CUCUAAAGCUGCAUGUCAUUUCUGCUCCGCUUUGCUACCUGCAGCGUGUUUUGUUUGUCUGACCGCCGUGGAAAAUCUCUUGGACCGCUGGCUGGAGCCAAACCCGGGACGCCUCCCCUGAUUUCCCGCCCAGGAGGGCUCCGGGAGCCGCAGAGGGGACACGGAACGGGGUCUGUGGAGUCCGGUACUGCCGCUGGAUGAGAGAGAGUCUUACUCGGCAUUAUUUUCUACCCGGUGACAGAGGCAGAAGCAGCGGCGCAUCCUUCUCCCCUCCCUUCCCUGAUCCUCUGCUGCCCUCCGCGGCCGCCGCAGCCCACCGGCCAUGGCCCUGGUGACUCUGCAGCGAUCCCCCACCCCCAGUGCGGCAUCCUCGGCCAGCAGCAGCGCGGGGGAGGAUUUCGGAAGUGAUGAUGACAGGAAAAAUAAUCAGAGCAUCAGUGAAAGCUUCUUCAUGGUCAAAGGCGCUGCCCUGUUUCUCCAGCAGGGCGGCAACACACAGGGACCAAAGACUCCGGCGCACCACAAGCAUGCAGGGGAUUUACCUCAACAUCUGCAGGUGAUGUUCAAGAUACUACGGUCUGAAGAUCGCAUCAAGCUGGCUGUGCGCUUAGAAAGCGGAUGGUCAGAGCGAGUGCGUUACAUGGUCGUCAUCUACACCAACGGCCACCAAGACACAGAAGAAAACAUUGUUUUGGGAAUGGACUUUCCAGACAAGGACAGUAAAAACUGCUCCAUCGGGAUGGUCCUGCCUCUGUGGAGCGACACCGACAUUCAUCUAGAUGGAGAUGGAGGCUUCAGUGUGAACACAGCGGGGCGGUCACAUGUCUUCAAGCCUGUCUCUGUGCAGGCCAUGUGGUCUGCCCUCCAGGUCCUCCACAAGGCCUGCGAGGUGUCCCGCCGGUACAACUACUUCCCAGGGGGCAUUGCUCUUACAUGGAUGGCCUUCUAUGAGAGCUGCAUCACCUCGGAGCAAAGCUUCAUCAAUGAAUGGAACGCAAUGACCGACCUCGAGACCACCCGGUCCGAUUCUCCCAACAUGUUUGUCGACGGCCCGACUGAGCGAGAAAGAACAGAGUGUCUAAUCAAGUCCAAACUUCGCAACAUCAUGACGUUUCAAGACCUUGAGAACAUCACUUCAAAGGAGAUCCGCAAUGAGCUGGAGCAGCACAUGAGCUGCAACCUCAAAGAGUACAAGGAAUUCAUCGACAACGAGAUGCUCCUCAUCCUGGGCCAGAUGGAUAAGGCCACACUUAUCUUUGACCAUGUUUAUUUGGGCUCUGAGUGGAACGCCUCCAAUCUCGAAGAACUACAAAACUGCGGAGUUGGUUACAUUCUGAAUGUUACCAGAGAGAUUGACAACUUCUUCCCGGGGAUGUUUUCCUAUCACAACGUCCGCGUGUACGACGAGGACGCCACCGACCUGCUGGCCCACUGGAACGAUACAUACAACUUUAUUGUCAAAGCCAAGAAGAAUAAUUCAAAGUGCCUGGUGCACUGUAAGAUGGGCGUGAGCCGCUCUGCCUCCACAGUCAUCGCCUACGCCAUGAAGGAAUACGGCUGGUCCCUGGAGAAAGCCUACAACUACAUCAAGCAGAAGAGGAGCAUAGCCCAGCCGAAUGCUGGUUUCAUGAGGCAGCUGGCAGAGUAUGAGGGAAUCCUCGAUGCCAGUAAACAGCGUCACAACAAGCUGUGGAGGCCCGGCACAGAUGAGGAAGGAUCAGACGAUCUGCAGGCAUCGGGUCACAGUACCGGUGGAGGGGAGACGCCGGUGCUCAGAGGCGAAGAGGCCUGGGGAGGCUGCGGGGCGUCUCCAUGCAGGGGUCUAGAGAUGGAGCCCUUAGACUCUCUUAACUAUAACUAUUACUUCAGACGUUUAUCAGACUCUGCUCUCGACAGCGAGCCCUCCACCCCAGUGCGGGGACCUCCCCUUUUAGGCAUGGAGAGGGUUUUCAUCGAAAUAGAGGACGUGGAGAGAGACGCCCUGCUGGAGGACGAGGGUUUCCCCAUGGCCCACCUAACUCUGCCCGGAGAGGGCACAGCGGCGCAGACCUGCGGGCGCCUCGAUCCAAUGGAGGACAUGAGACUGAGGCUGGAGUUCAGCACUCUGGAGGAAGAGGACGAGGAGGAGGCCAAGAAGGAGGAGGAGGAGAUGGCAGCCUUGGCUCAAACGCCUGGGAGUCUGGAUGGGAGGAAGACGGGAGAGGAGGCUGAGGGGAGUGAGGAGAGCCAGUUGGGUCUGGCCAACCUGAACACCAAUAACAGCAACCGCCUGGCAGCCAAGCGCAGCUGUCCUGCAGCUUUUGAUGACAGCGCCAGCACAGGAAACCCAUUAAAAGUGAAGCCUUCCUAUCAGUCUUGUAAAGACUGCAUGCGUCUACCACAAGGGCGGCGCUGCGACCGUCCAGCAGGAGGCCGUUCCCACCGCCUUAACCCCUCCCGCCACUGCACCAUCCCCUCCAUAUGCAUAGAUCCUCCGGGUACGCACUUCACGUCGGCUCCGGUUCUGUCGACCCCCACGGUCAUUGCCUCUAACUUGGCCCAGCCCUGCACUAACUUCUACCAGUGCUCCAGCUGCACGCUCGGCGACGCCUCCGCUCCCGGAGCCAACCACCAAAAACGUUUCUCCCCCAUGAGCUGCGAGGAAACGCCUCCGGACUGCGGCUCGGCGGAGACGGAGGACAUGGAAGAGCCGCAGAGCGGCGAUCUGCAGGGUAACGACGCCAUCGAUGUGAACGAUGAUGGGUUGAAAUUCGGUGCUGAGAUUUCAAGCUUCCAGUAGGGCCUCUGCCUUAUUGCCAAACUGAUGCAUCAUCUCCAUGAAGGAGCUGGCUUACCACUGCCUCGACUGCUGUGAUUGGUCUGGAUUUUGGAUGCUGCGGUGUUGCACCAGAAAUGCCGAAGCCCUGCAGUGACCUCCGCUGUACCAUCCUUGCCUCAUAGCUUCACAAAAUAAAGCGGGAGCAGCUGUCUGCGGCUUUGCAGAGAGUAACCCCGUUAUCCGGAGCCGGCCAUUUUCAAAACCUGGAUGGAUGGGGCUCCGUGAGGAGAGAAGACCUGCGUCCAAGAGGCUCGUAUGAACCCUGCAAACUUUCCAGUCCCAACAUAUGUGCAUUUUUUUUACCACAUUUUAGUGGAGCUACAGCCAUCUUACCUUCAACUUAGCCUGUUAGAUCUAGUUCCUGUUUCUGUCUUAAAAAUAAAAUGCUAAAUUUGGCGCACCAAUCUUUAAAAGGAGAAAGGACCAGACGCAACACAAAUACCUUGUGUCAGCAUGCUCUAUGUUUUCAAUCAUAUUCAAAAUAUGCAGUGUGUACUCAUUAGGGAGCUCGAUACAGUAUUUACGGUUGGGCCUGCUUUAUCACAUCAUGUUACACUCCUACCUAACCUCACUUAUAUUGUUACUGCUGCAGCUGCUUUUCGCGUCGUGUGUGAAAUCACAAUAAUUUAGGAUUUCAGACUGUUUUGGUGAAGGAUGGGUUUUGUUUCCAAUGCUCUUUUCUUGCCCAGGCUGACCUCCUCUAUUAAACUUAAUUAAAUCAUCUACUUCAGGAGCUCAAUUAAGCCCAUGUGCCAGCAUGCAAAAUUACAAAACAUAUUUUAAAAUAAUUGAAAUGAUCAUUUUUGACAUUUUGUCUAGACUAGAACAUUUUUUUGCAUUCAUAUUGUAGCUUGAUUGGUCCCAGUAUUUAGCAACAACUAAAAGAACAUUGGUUUAAAAAUAAAAUGGGUUAUUUUGUCUAUUUUUAUAUAAUUAUUUUAUGACAAAAUUGACAUUUCUCAUAAAAAUGUCAGUUAAACUCCUGCUGCAUUUUGAUUGAGCUAACCUGGACCAUUUUUUCCCAUAACAAAAUUUAUCUGAACCUCCUAUAUUACCCUGGCUGCUUCUUCCUUGUGUUUGUACUGUUAAUGCAAAACUGCCCUCAUUGCGUGAAUAACGUCCGGUGAGAGUGUCUUUUCCAAACGAGGAGGAGCACUAAAGACACUAGAAGUCACCCAUGGAAAUAAGACUUAACAGAAAAACCUAAAAGUUAACUUAAUUGUGAUAGAUUUUAAACUGUAGUAUCGAAAACCAUUGCGUCCUACAUUAUAUCUAUGGGUCCCUUUUAUGUACUUGUAAUU
Molecule: messenger RNA, 4119 nt
Organism: Fundulus heteroclitus (mummichog)
Lineage: Eukaryota; Metazoa; Chordata; Actinopteri; Cyprinodontiformes; Fundulidae
Gene: ssh1b
Product: slingshot protein phosphatase 1b
Exons: 15
Coding region: 323-2779 (818 amino acids)
Biological process (GO): actin cytoskeleton organization; protein dephosphorylation; negative regulation of actin filament polymerization
Cellular component (GO): cytoplasm
Molecular function (GO): actin binding; protein tyrosine/serine/threonine phosphatase activity
Source: RefSeq, a predicted model, not a curated record